Molecule: messenger RNA, 6809 nt
Organism: Silurus meridionalis
Lineage: Eukaryota; Metazoa; Chordata; Actinopteri; Siluriformes; Siluridae
Gene: ptch2
Product: patched 2
Exons: 22
Coding region: 485-4813 (1442 amino acids)
Biological process (GO): smoothened signaling pathway
Cellular component (GO): plasma membrane
Molecular function (GO): hedgehog family protein binding; hedgehog receptor activity; smoothened binding
Source: RefSeq, a predicted model, not a curated record
AAGUAAUUUGCCUCUUCCUUCGGCCAAUGAGAACCAGAGCGCUCCUCCAUCAAAACCCAACGCGCUCUUUUUUUCCUCCCUCUCCAGGAUCUUCUCAGUGGAGAGAUUCACCUUCCUCCAAACGUUCAAGCGCCGCGAGAGCGCGGUCACACUCGCCUCGUACCUCUCUGUCUCUCUUUCUUUUUUUCCCUCUAUUUAUCUAUCUGUCUUUUUCGCUUUAAUAUUCGGAGAACAAACACAAAAAGAAGAAGCAAGCCAAGGCAAAGCGCGUCCAGACCGAAUGAAGACCGAAGGAUCUACCCGGAUUCGAGCGCAUGAUGUGGGCAUGGUGCUGGAGGAGCUCGGCUCAGCGGAACACUAGCACGCAGAAGAGCUCACCUCCGGAGCUGUGCGCGACGGAUGCGCUCGGGCUUCGUCCGCGGAUUACCGAGGCGCCCGCCUUCCGUUUUGCUCGCCGACUCCUGCUCGUCGCCUCGCUGGGACUAUGGCCUCGGAUGCCGGAGUUUUACCCCCGAGCUACACGCGCUCCGGGAACCCGGACCUCACCCGCAGACCCAGCUACUGCCACGCCGCAUUUGCGCUCAAACAGAUCGCUAAGGGAAAAGCUGCGGGUCAGAAAGCUCCACUGUGGCUCCGGGCCCGGUUCCAGGCUCUCCUCUUUACUCUAGGAUGUCAUAUUCAGCGACACUGUGGAAAAGUGCUUUUUAUUGGACUCCUCGUGUUUGGAGCUCUCUCGGUUGGCCUACGCGUAGCAGCCAUCGAGACGGACAUCGAACAGCUAUGGGUGGAAGCUGGCAGUAGGGUGAGCAGGGAAUUGCGCUACACAAAGGAGAAACAAGGAGAAGAAGCAGUGUUCACCUCACAGAUGCUUAUACAGACACCCAAACAGGAAGGAACCAAUAUUCUUACCCAGGAAGCUUUGCUGCUCCACCUUGAGGCAGCUGUGUCAGCCAGCAAAGUCCAGGUGUCUCUUUAUGGAAAAUCCUGGGAUCUUAACAAAAUCUGCUUCAAAUCUGGAGUGCCAAUUAUAGAAAAUGUCAUGAUCGAGAGGAUGAUUGACAAGCUUUUUCCCUGCAUGAUUGUGACCCCCCUGGACUGCUUCUGGGAGGGCUCAAAACUGCAAGGAGGCUCAGCCUACUUACCAGGGAUGCCUGAUAUUCAGUGGAUGAAUCUGGAUCCGCUGAAACUCAUGGAGGAGUUGAGCCAGUUUACCUCAUUAGAAGGUUUCAAGGAGAUGCUGGACAAGGCUCAAGUUGGCCAUGCCUACAUGAACCGGCCCUGUCUUGAUCCCAAUGACCCAGACUGCCCACUUAGCGCCCCCAAUAAAGACCUGCGGCAGACUCCAGAUAUUUCUGUGGAACUUCAGGGUGGCUGCCAUGGUUUCUCCAAGAAGUUCAUGCAUUGGCAGGAGGAGCUGAUCCUGGGGGAACUGACAAAGAACUCACAGGGAUUUUUGCAAAGUGCAGAGGCUUUGCAGACCAUGUUUCUCCUCAUGAGUCCCAAGCAGCUAUAUGAGCACUUUAAGGAUGACUAUGAGAUCCAUGACAUAAACUGGAAUGAGGAUAAGGCCACUGCCAUCCUGGAAUCCUGGCAGAGAAAGUUUGUUGAGGCGGUCCAUGGAAGCAUUCCCCAGAACUCCUCCUCUACUGUCCACGCAUUUUCUACAACUACUCUUAAUGACAUCAUGAAGUCCUUCUCUGAUGUCAGUGUCAUCAGGGUAGCAGGAGGUUACCUGCUCAUGCUGGCCUAUGCAUGUGUAUCCAUGCUCCGCUGGGACUGUGCUAAAAGUCAAGGUGCUGUAGGUCUAGCUGGAGUGCUACUGGUGGCGCUAUCUGUAGCUGCAGGUUUAGGGUUAUGCUCUCUGCUGGGGUUGUCUUUCAACGCUGCCACCACACAGGUGUUGCCAUUUUUGGCACUAGGCAUCGGAGUGGAUGACAUGUUCCUUCUGGCUCAUUCUUUUACUGAGGCUGGCUCCAACAUCCCCUUUAAGGAAAUGACUGGUGACUGUCUCAGAAGGACUGGUACUAGUGUGGCUCUCACAUCUAUCAACAACAUGAUCGCCUUCUUCAUGGCAGCUCUAGUGCCCAUUCCUGCUCUUCGUGCUUUCUCUUUGCAGGCCGCUAUUGUGGUGGUAUUUAACUUUGCUAUGGUCCUGCUCAUCUUCCCUGCAAUUCUGAGUUUGGAUUUGCAUAGACGCAAGGACAAACGACUGGACAUCCUCUGCUGCUUUUACAGCCCGUGUUCCUCGCGAGUAAUCCAGAUCCAAAGUCAGGAGUACUCUGAUGCCAGCGAUAACCACACCCAUCAUCAAAGCCCACCCACUCCUACGUUUGCUGGUUCCACAAUCACCACCAGCACUCACAUCACCACCACAGUGCAGGCGUUCACCCAGUGUGAUGCUGCUGGUCAGCACAUCGUCACCAUUCUGCCCCCGACGUCUCAGAUCUCGACCAGCCCUCCCUCUGUGGUGGUGUCACCCCCAGACUCCAGACCCACCGCUGACCCUUACGGCUCCCAGCUUUUCAUGCCCUCCAGCUCCACUCGGGACUUGCUAGCGCAAACAGAGGAGCCGAGACUCGGACGUGAGUGUGUGCCUCUGCCCUUUUUGCAGUGGAACCUGCCCCGCUUUGCUCGAGAGAAGUAUGCACCACUGCUGCUUAAGCCUGAGACAAAGACAGUGGUGGUGGUGAUAUUUGUGGCACUGCUCAGUAUCAGCCUUUACGGUACCACCAUGGUCCAUGAUGGCCUCUACUUGACGGAUAUCGUGCCCAGGGACACAAAGGAAUAUGAUUUCAUUUCGGCCCAGUUUAAAUACUUCUCUUUCUACAAUAUGUACUUGGUCACAAUGGACGGCUUCGACUACGCCCAUUCUCAACGCGAGCUCCUGCAGCUUCACAAUGCCUUCAACUCGGUCAAGUACAUCGUGAGAGACAGUGAUAAAAAACUGCCCCGCAUGUGGCUCCACUACUUCCAUGACUGGCUCAGAGGACUGCAGGCUGCAUUUGAUUCUGACUGGGAAGCAGGCAGGAUCACCCAUGACAGUUACCGCAAUGGUACUGAGGACGGAGCAUUAGCUUAUAAACUGCUCAUUCAGACUGGCUCUAAAAAAGAGCCAUUCAAUUACAGCCAGCUAACAUCUCGACGCCUGGUUGAUAAUGAUGGUCUGAUCCCCCAAGAGGUAUUCUACAUUUACCUGACUGUGUGGGUCAGUAAUGAUCCCCUGGGCUAUGCAGCAUCACAGGCUAACUUCUAUCCCCACCCUCAUGAGUGGAUUCAUGACAAAUAUGAUACCACUGGAGAGAACCUACGUAUCCCAGCUGCUGAGCCUCUGGAGUUUGCCCAAUUUCCCUUCUACCUGAAUGGCCUUCGACAAGCUUCAGACUUCAUUGAGGCCAUUGAGAGUGUGCGCUCCAUCUGUGAAGAAUUUAUGCGCAAGGGCAUCCCAAACUACCCUAACGGGUACCCAUUCCUUUUCUGGGAGCAGUACAUUGGCCUGCGCCACUGGUUCCUACUGUCUAUCAGUGUGGUGCUCGCCUGCACCUUCCUGGUGUGUGCCAUUCUGCUACUUAACCCCUGGACAGCAGGCAUUAUUGUUUUUAUCUUGGCAAUGAUGACUGUAGAGCUGUUUGGCAUCAUGGGUCUGAUUGGUAUCAAGCUGAGUGCCAUCCCUGUGGUUAUUCUCAUUGCCUCUGUUGGCAUCGGAGUGGAGUUUACAGUGCAUGUUGCAUUGGGAUUUCUGACUGCCAUUGGAGACAGAAACACACGUUCAGUUGUGGCUCUAGAGCACAUGUUUGCACCUGUAAUGGAUGGCGCCAUUUCCACUCUACUUGGAGUGCUCAUGCUGGCUGGCUCAGAGUUUGACUUCAUCAUGAGGUACUUUUUUGCAGUGCUGACCAUUUUGACAUUGUUGGGAAUUCUAAAUGGCUUGGUACUGCUGCCUGUUCUGCUAUCCAUCAUGGGCCCUCCAGCAGAAGUCUUUCUUGGCAGUAAUUCCAGCGGGCUCUCCAGUCCCUCACCGGAACCCGUUCCCAGGAUCAUGAACAACCAUGGCUACUAUGCUGGGCACAUCCCCCGAGCACCACGACAGGCCUUCACCGAGGUCUCAGACUCCGAGUACUACUCUGAAACGACCAACACAUCCGGUAUCGGGGAGGAAGACUACAAGCACUGUGACAGAACUGCAUACAUAACCACACCUUCAGAGCUGCCAACUUCCCACAUACUGCUGGAAGCCAGCAAGAACCCAUCAUUUCCGAAGCUCACAGUUGUAAAACCUUACAAUGAAAUUCCAUCAGCCACAAGCCCCCAAAACGAGGCAGCGCAGAAUGCAGUCAAUUCCAUCAGUUCACAGAUCACACGUUGGAAUGGCAAGUCGGAGUGCCAGGGAUCCAGGCAACACCAUUUACCCAACAACAGUGCAUACUCUUACGAGAGAACUACUCACUGUGGUCCCAGACUACAGAAAGGCAGAGGGCCACAGCAGAACAGGACUAAAGCUCUGCCACAAGGUGGCAACACACUGCAGCCGCCAAGCAACACUGUCACUAUGGUUACAGCCACUGCCUCAGUAACCGUGUCAGUACACCCCAAUCUGCCGGGGUCAUAUCAGGGUACCGUGCACGAGGUCUUUGAGGACAGCAUGUCAGACUCUUUUGAGAACUCAAAGAGGACUUCGCAAACGUAUGGAAAAGCUAAUCAGCCUUCCAAAAGAGACUCUUUACAACUACAAGAUCUGGAAUCCCUAGAUAACCACCAGCAUCAAGCUAAACAGGGUCUAGGUUCUACAUGGACCCAAACAGCCAAAGAUUUCUAGACAGCACACAUCUUCACCCUACAAUUCCACAAACCCCUUUGUCUGGAAUCUAUUUCUGGCUGUUUUGGGAGGUCCCUAUGCUCUGUCUUUCUGAACUGUACAUAAACCUCACAGAUAAGAGGAUUUAUUUUAAAAGAUAUUAAAAAAAUAUACAUUUAUAAAUAUAUACAAAUAUAUUUUAAUACUAAAAGAGGGGAAAAACUAUUUAAAAGAGUACUGUAUCACUUGUGUAUUGUCUUAUGUAAAAGUCAGAUAUAUAAGAGGAUCCAUAGGCUUUGUUUCCUCUUUUUUUUGUUGUUGUAAAGAUUGAGAAUUGUGUUAUAUGUAAAAAUUCAGAGACGUUAAUUAUUAGGUUAUUGCAAAUGAAAGGUCAGUGUUCUUUUUUUGCUGCUAUACAUCAUAUAUGAUGAUGUCUUGAAAAUGAGUAGAACCCCCUCCUCGAUGUAAGCUGUAACAUUCGAUUAAUAUGUUCUUACACUGCGAAUUUCGUUGACUUGUUCCCGGAUUACAUCACAGUUCUAUGUAUUCAUUUGGCAAACACUUCUUUUGAAUGGGACUUAAAAGAGAAAUAGAAUCCAGUUGAGUUUUGGGCCUUUGAGUCAAAAGUCAAGAGAUUUGUUCAAAAGCCCAACAGUGGAUGUCUAGCAGUGUUGGGAUUUUAACUCACAACCUUACUGUCCCUAACACAGAAUUUUAACCUCUGAGCAACCACUGCACUGUACUCCCUGAUGGUGUCUUGUCUUUGAUUGCACUGUAACAUGUCGAAAACUUAGAUAUAUUCAGUCCAUUCCUGUCACAAGUAUUUAAUUUCUUUGAAAUAUCUCUUUCUACCUUUAUUUCACUGAUAGCAUUUAUUUCAAUUUUGCUUACUGACACACGUGGAAACUUGAUUUUUUUUUUUUUCUUCACUAUUGGUGUAGUUCUGUGCUAAAUGGACAGUGAUGAAAAAUGUAUACUUCUUCUACAGUCCAUAAACCCCUAAGGUUUAGCCUUAUAGCUUCUCACUGUCUCCUCUGUCUAUUGAGGUCAGUAAAACCUGCCAUGUAAUUCAGGACUACAGAAUCAAUAUGUUCAUAUACAAAUUUUAUAUCGCAGUCAAUACACUUGAAUACUUGAGGGGCAGCAUUUUUUUUAUAUAUAUAAUCAGCUAUACAGAGUUUAAGUCUUCCAUUUGUUACAGUUCUCCUGCUGAAGCUAUGAGAUAUAUAGCAGGUCCAUUUUCGUGUUCCUUAAAUGUCAAAAGGGAAUCUUAUUUAAGUACAAAGGGAGGUAAAGGUUUUGUUUAUUUUUAGCUGCUUUAGAGGUAAAUACAUAGCUGAAGUUCCAUGCAAUGGUGGAUUGUUGUUUUCCCACAGACUUCUCCAGCUAGACCAGUGUAUUAACUCAUUCAAGCCAGUAUUUCUUCUUCUCUGUUUCUUGGAUUCUACUUUUUUUCAAUACCGGUCACAACACUGCCAGGAUUAAACCCAGGGAAACAUUCGAUUUAUGUGACAGCAAUAAGGAAAGACUUGGGGAUGGGGGUCCUGUACUUCUAUUUGAAAUGUUAUGUCAUGCCAUAUGAAUUAUUUAUAUAAAAAGUUUUAUUUUUGUAGUUUGUACAGAUGUUAGUCUCUAGACUGAUGUUAUAUUUUUAAAGAGUAAAUAUAUUACAAAUGCAAAUAUAUAUAAUUAUAUCUAUUUGUUGCUUUUUCAGGGGAGGGGGGGUGUAAAAUUGGUUGGAGUGGAGAUUUUCUUUUUUUUUUUUUUUGUUUUUGUUAGAUGAGAAGAAAAUCUGUUUGGAAAAUGAAGGAGGGGUGUGUGGUUGUCACUGUCCACCUUGUGUAGAUGUCCUUGCUUUCUUCUUCAUCUAAAAAAAUUGAACAAAUAUCUAUUUGUUGUCUAAAACACUGACUUCAGAAAUCCAUGUGCAAGAAAAAAAAACACAAUCUUUGUGUGAUCGUUAUUUCCCUUCACCCUUAACAAGAAUUCAACUAACAAAAUAAAUGUUCCAAAUCAA